Molecule: messenger RNA, 700 nt
Organism: Saccostrea cuccullata (small rock oyster)
Lineage: Eukaryota; Metazoa; Mollusca; Bivalvia; Ostreida; Ostreidae
Exons: 6
Molecular function (GO): oxidoreductase activity
Source: RefSeq, a predicted model, not a curated record
GUAGAACUUAAAGGAAAGUUAGGACAGCCAUUACCGAGUGGUUGGGCCAUAGACAAAGAUGGGAAGGAAACUAAAGAUCCGAAGGCAUUCCAAGGCUUGUUGCCGCUAGGUGGGGCUGAAGAAAGUGGUGGUUACAAAGGCUAUGGUCUAUCCAUGAUGGUUGAAGUAUUGUGUGGCAUAUUAAGUGGUUCAGCAUUUGGUCUCAACACUGGAAACUGGAAGAAAGGAGAGGGUGCAGUUAAUUAUGGCCAAUGCUUUAUAGCCAUAGAUCCCAGCAGUUUCGCUGAUGGUUUCACAGACAGAAUGACUCAGCUGAUUGAUCAGUGUAGGAGUGUGGAACCUCUGGACCCUGAUUUACCCGUCCUGAUCCCUGGAGAUCCGGAGAGACAACACGCUCAGCGCUGUAAGGAACUGGGUGGAAUUCCCUACUCACAAGAAACCUUCACUAAUGCGAAAGAGAUCGCUAAACAACUUGGUGUUGAAUCAUUAAAAGCAAGGACUGCUUAAUUGUAAUUUAAAAAAAAAAUAUCUUUUUCAUUUUAAUUACCAUAUAUAUUCUUUGAUACCAAAGAUGAUUCAUGAAUAUAAAAAAGAACGAUCUGUUGAAUUUUGUUUCUUACUGAUUCCAUCUUGAUUCUGAGUUGUCUUUCAUUGUCUUUCUUUUUCGUACCUUUUAAUGUAAUAUUAACUAUUGAACAUU